This is a messenger RNA of Halichondria panicea, 3188 nucleotides long. Its product is annotated as 3',5'-cyclic-AMP phosphodiesterase 4C-like. Gene Ontology annotation, molecular function: 3',5'-cyclic-AMP phosphodiesterase activity. Gene Ontology annotation, cellular component: nucleus; perinuclear region of cytoplasm; cytosol. Lineage: Eukaryota; Metazoa; Porifera; Demospongiae; Suberitida; Halichondriidae. Gene Ontology annotation, biological process: signal transduction. The transcript has 16 exons. The record is from RefSeq and is a predicted model, not a curated record. The coding region runs from base 479 to 2953 and encodes 824 amino acids.
GCCUCGUUUCAUGUGUAUGUAUAGAGCAUGUUCUUAGUUCUAGUUCAGUUGUAACUCUAAAGCAGCUUCUGUUAAAGUGUCCAGUGCAGCAGCUAGUCCUGAGUUUUGACUCUGAGUUUUAUGAACUUGAGAGUGUAUAGUGCAGCCAGAGUAGGUAUGAUGUAUGUGUGUUGAGACCUGUGAGAUAUAUAUAAUAAUACCUGAGUGGAUUGUGUUGUGCUAGCUGCUAUACUGAAAGACUCAAGCUGAAAGUUCACCAACAGUUUAUUUUCUCACCGGUCCUAAGUCAACUGAUAGUUUGUGUACGUGAUCACUGUGAACACUCAAAGGAUUUCACACAUAAACCGAUUGAAUGCACAAUUUCUCUAUCCAUUGAAGAAGGAGGGAGAGAGGCUGCACUCUGACCCCAUAUGAGCCUGACCUUUGUACAUGUAGAAAAACACUUGCUGUGAGAAGGGUGUGUGUUGUCUUACUGGUGAUGCCGAUUGAAGUUUUCAUGGGAAACAUGCCCUGUGUGUCACCUUCGACCUCUGCCACCUGCCCUGUGACCAAGCCGUGCUCUCCCCUCGUACACCACAAGACAUCCGAUGACCCAGCCUCCUCUAACUCGAGCCGAAGCAUCGAUACCUCGAGCUCCACCCCAGAAUUCAGGAGAGGGAAAAGAGGAAGGCACACACUACCACUCAAGAACCGGUCUCGCUCUGUGUUUAUACGGCUUCAGCUGCCGAAUGCUCGCACGCCCCCGCUACCACACCGCAACCUGUCCAUACUCGGAGAGUCGGAUUCUUCAGACACUGACAUUCAGACGGCUCCGGUGGUGGAGUCCACUGGCGCGCCAUUCUUCCUGUAUGAGUCCAACAGGAGAGCAUCGGAUGGUGUCAGUGUGGACAAGAGACUAGACUUCUCAGACAUCAAGUCCCCCCAAGAAGAGCCCCUCCCCUCACCACACACACACGCACGUGCACGUGUAUCAUCAGACAGACCAGGAACUACCAACAGUGCUGGUCGUCGAGGGUCCUUUAUCCAUCUGUCUGAUGCCGACGAUGAAGAUCAGCAGAAUGUACGCUCCAGAGCCUCGAGCAUGAACAGUCACAUCGGAGACGAGACGUACAUCACUCCAUUCGCUCAGAUUUUGGCCAACUUGCAUCACAUUCGGCACCAGUUCCUCUCGCUGUUCAGUCUCCCCCCAGAGACGAGGACCUCUCAGACGAAGGUCAACCCCCGCACCCUUCCCUCCCCACUCAGCUCUCCACCCAAGAAACUAUCGGAGGGAGUACAGAUGAAGCUGGCUAUGCAGACUCUCGAAGAGUUUGACUGGUGUCUGAAGAAGCUGGAGUCUGUCAACUCGGCUUCAAUGGGCACGAUGGCUCAGGACAAGUUCCGACGAAUCUUAUCUCGUGAACUCUCCCACAUGACAGGAAAGAGUCGAGCUGGUGACCAUGUGGCUGAGUGGGUGCAGAACAUCACCAACCCUGACGAUGGCUCCUCUAUGGUAGACCGUGCUCUGGACACCUCUACCAUUCAUGAUGACACUGAUGACAUCAAUGACACUCUGUAUCUGCAGGAAGCUCGAAUGUCCGGCUCUCUAGUUCACGACGUCUGGUCCAAGAUGAAGCAUAGGACCACCUCCACAUCUUCUGUGGGGGGCAGUGUGGAUUACUGCAUCAGAGUGCCAAUGUUCGGAGUUCACGACUCUAAUAUGGACAAGACUGCAAUGAGAGAGUUCAUGGUCCAUCAGAUGGAUGCUUGGGACGUGGACACAUUCCACUUGGACACCAUCUCAGCUGGCAACGCACUUGUAUCCGCCUCUUAUCUCAUUUUCAAGAAGCGAGACCUCUUCUCAACCUUUAAGAUCUCCCCACACGCCUUCAUCAACUUCAUGUCAGAAAUACAGAGAUCGUAUCUGCCCAACCCUUACCACAAUCAAGUACACGGUGCAGACGUCCUCCUAGCUACAAACUACCUCCUCAAAUCCGAAGCCCUGAAAGGAGUGUUCACUGACCUCGAGAUACUCGCCGCUCUGGUAGCUGCUGCUAUCCACGACGUAGGUCAUCCUGCACGUACCAACCAGUUCCUGGUCAAUGUGCAACAUGACCUGGCUGUACUCUACAAUGAUAACUCUGUACUUGAGAACCAUCAUCUUGCCCUGGCUUUCAAGGUCCUUCAGGACCCUAAGUGUAACUUCAUUCAGAACUUCGAGAGUGACCAAAGACAGGCUUUCAGGAAAAUGGCCAUUGAUAUGGUGCUAGCUACGGACAUGUCCAAGCACUUCAAGCACCUGGGAGAUUUGAAGACACUCCUGGAGACUCAGAAGGUGGCCAAUGAUGGAAUACUACAAUUGGACAAGUACAGUGAUCGAUCAGAGGUCCUCCAAUGCAUGAUCCACUGUGCUGACUUGAGCAACCCCACCAAGAGAGAAGACCUGGCUGCCAACUGGUCACGCAGAAUAAUGGAAGAGAACUUCCUACAGGGAGAUGAAGAGAAAUCGCUGGGAAUUCCCCUGAACCCUCUCGGAGAUAGGGAGCAGGUGUCACUGUGUAAAUGUCAGGUGACAUUCAUCGACUUCAUUGUUGACCCGCUAUGGGAAACAUGGGCAGAGCUAGUCUAUCCGGACGGACAACUCAUGUUAGACAAUAUUGCCAAAACUCGCGAGUACUGGCACACCCUGGUGGACCCCAACUCACCCCCACCCUCGGAUGAAUCAGGAAGCGAGGAAAUAAAUCAGACUAAUGGGCCGAGGGAGAAUUGCAGUGGCGAGAGGGUUAACGAGGUGGCUAUACUUGAUGACUCUCCUGCGACAGUGACGUGUACCGUACUGUCCUCUGUGAGCAGUGAAGCGAAGUACAGCACCAAUGUAUUAAAAUCCUUCUCAGGAUCUCCUCUAUCAGACAGAAGGACAUCUUUUCAAAAAAUGAAAAAGCUGAAAGCAGUACAAGAUUCAGCAGACUCUUAACUGUACAAGCACGUUGUAGUGCUCUCCACUCAUUCACAUGUUCAACUUUUUUUCUAUGCUCAAUGUUUUUCGAAGUUCGUACUAUAUAGUACGAAUGCUCGGAUCUCAUUUGAAAACAGACUUUACUAGCAUUUUUGACGUUUUAUUGUCUUCAUUUUUAUGUUGUAUAUAGUAACCCUUUGUAUAAAUUACAGUGUUCUCAUUACACGGUCCAACAAAUAUUAGCAAAUAGUAA